GCUCGCGCAGUUGAGGUCCUUGCAUUAUGGAAGAAGUGGUGGAGAACCAACGAUGGUAUGCGCUGUCGGGCUGGUCCGACAAGUUGCUGGAGAAAGACCCGCCGGCGUGGUCCGACUCGUCGCUGACAGUUCCCAAGGACAAGGCCAAGUUUGUCGACUACACGUGGCAAAUCUACAAAGGAAAGGCCGAGUACGACGAGAACGGAUGGAUCUACAACACUUCGUUUGACAAGGGGGGGGCGUUUGGCAAGAAGAGCGCGACGACUGUCGUGCGCAGCCGGGUCUGGAUGGGAUACAAGACUCAACGAGACGCCCAAGGAAACGUCGUCGUGCCAAUCCACACCCUGUUGCACCAUGCAUCAGGACCCACGUCGUUGAAAAGUCCACCCUCGAGCAGGCCCGUCCCGCCACAUUCAACAUCACCUCCCCAAUCCCGUCCACUGACCCCCACUGCCACUGCUCCUCCACUCACCUCCCCGACUGAACCGGUUCGCGUUGCCGUCGAUGUGUCAGUCGAAGUGGCGCCUGUUGCCAAGGACACGUCCCACACACCCCCUCUCUCCAUCGCGUUGACGGAUGAUGGGUCGAAGCCCCCGUCGUCGUCGUCGUCGUACUUGAGAAUCUUCUCCUCGGCAUUAAAUGCAGUCCAAGAAGUCUCUGCAUACGCCUAUGACACAGCGCACAUGGCGACGGUAUCUGUCUUCGAUGCCACUCCAACAACCGUGGUGCCGCAUUCGACGACGCACCCGUCGUCGGCAUCGACCAACUCGACGCGGCGAUUUCCGGACUUGAGCCCGUUUGAAAAGCAGCUCGUGUCGUGCUGCGCUUCAACUUCGUCCCUUGCCCCUGACAACGCACCAGAGCCGGUAGAGUCGCCGACGUGCACCGCUUGCAGCACUCCAUUCGGGCUGGCCAAGUACCGCUACUUUUGUGGGUACUGUGCCAACUCGUUUUGUCGCGACCAUCUUCCAUCGACAGCCCGCCUCCAUGCGUAUGGCGGCACGAAAGUUUCCAAAAUUUGCUCGACUUGCUCGUCGCUACUCCACCAAAAGAUCGAGACACAGCAGCGCCACUGGCGCGUCGAGCGCGUGCAGGAUUUUUUUGCGGGGGUGUUGCGGCCGUACGUAAGUGUAGCGACCGAUACGACUCUGGACAAGGCAUAUCGCGCCGCCGAAGGGACACUUGUCGCUGCGAAAAACGUGCCGCUCGGGGCGACAGCGCGCAUGGCUGUUGUGAGUGCGGACUUUAUUCGAAAGUAUGGCCGCGCAGGGUUGCUGGGUUUUGUCCUUCGCAACGAGUUCAUGCAGUCGUUCAACACGCUCAAGGAACUGCUGGGAGACAUGGAGUCGCUGACGGUGCAAGACGCAUCGCUCGGGAUGUAUUACUUUAUGGCGGCGAACCGUGGACUUCGCGGCGCGAGUCCUUCGCUGGAAGAGGACCAACACACGUGUUGCCCCGUCGUGUCAGACGCCUUGCUCGCCCGCAUGAUCAAGUAUGCCCCGAUCACGCUCCAUUGCGUGUACGAGCUCGAUAUUCUCGACAUGCAGCGCUUUGCUAAGCUUCAAGGGUACACCCUCGUGUACGCAUCGGUGGAGAAUCGAACGGCCAACCAGCCAGCCUUCGGCCUCGUCGUGAAGCCGGACGAGAAGCUCGGGAUUCUCAUGAUUCGCGGCUCCAAGACGGUCCAAGAUGUGCUCACCGAUCUUCAAAUUGCGUCGGCGGCGAACGGCGCCAGUUCCAAGGACUGUGCGACGAACGGGCCGCUCGAUUCGUUCGCGCACCACGGAAUGGUCAAGGCCGCAACGUGGGUCAAGCACCAAGUCCACGAUUCAUUGAAGGAACUCUACCGUCAUGGGUACCGCUUCAUGAUCAAUGGUCACUCGCUCGGCGGUGGCGUCGCCGCGCUCUUGUCCGUGAUGCUCCACGACGAGUUUCCCGACUUGGAAUGUUUUGCCUAUGCUGUACCAGCCUGCGCCAGCCGCGACAUUGCCGAAGCCUGCGUCCCGUACGUGCAUUCGAUUGUGCUGCGCGACGACUUUGUCCCUCGCGCGACGACCCACAACAUUGUAAAGCUGUCGGCCGACCUGAAACACUUUCGCGACAACUGGACGCAGUACGUCCACGAGGAUUUGAGCGCUGUCAAGUCGCGCGUCGUGUCACUGUGGGCGCCACGGAAGCGGGAAUGGGCCCAGCAGGAAGCUGCCCGUGUCCGAGGCGUGAACGUCGUUGUACCGCCAUCCGACAUCGAAGCGUCCACCGGCGACGGUACCCCUGCGGUGGCAGAAGCAUGGACGCUGAAUCGAUCGAAUCUCAUGGACAAGUACAAAGAAGCGUCACCGCCGCCGCCGUCGUCGAUGGCGGCCAAAGGCGACGACGACCCAGCCGACACUGACGUGGAUUUAGAGACCAAGGACUCGGUCGAGUUGUUUGUGCCGGGGCAAAUCACGCACAUCUAUUUCGUGCAUGGAAUUUACGAAGCAGUUCAUGUGAGCCGCGACUGCGACUCGCUGUCGCGCAUUCAAGUAUACGAAAACAUGCUGGCCGACCAUUUGGGCCGCAAUUACUUGGAGGCGCUCCGGAUCGUGCGCGACUCGCGGCGCGCCCAGGCCAAACCCCCCGCGUGGGUCCCGUUCGAAACGUACACGCGGUGCCAGUGCUGCGACAGCCCGUUCACGUGGAAUUCGACGUCGUCCAGCGAAGCCCAGGCCAACGUCGACCAGCACAAUUGCAGGUUGGAUGGACGUCAUCAACGGGGCAUGGUUUGACCAAAUGUGAUGGCUAGGAACUGCGGAUGGCUCAUUUGCGACGGAUGCUCCAAGAAGCGCGCGCCACUGCCGUCGUAUGGCAUCAACACGCCCGUGCGAGUGUGCGACCGAUGCUUUUACCAGCUCUAGCUUCACCACCACCCACUGCGCCUCUAUUUAUACGCGAGUCGGCACUUGUCUCGACGCUUUUUUUAUAUGGAGUUGAAGGGCUAUGAGAGCAUCCAUGGCGACGUCGCGCAAGCCCUAUUGUAUUUUUGGCCGCUGCAUGGCCAGCCAUGCAAGGAUUGCGCCCCCCAUCUCAAGGUGUACGCUGGCUGACGGUCUGCAUGGCACUUCAGCGGCAAGGGGAGUCUGGAUGCGGCGAUGUUCUGGACAAGAUGCGAUGGCAGGAAAAGCUACAAAGGUGUCCACCAUUCCGAGUGCACGAAUGAGAACACUUGACACCAAAUAUCCGCGGGCAGGAGCACACCAGGUCUAGACCUGCUUGGAGCGUGCGUCGACGAGUUGGUUGGUUUCGACAGCAGAACCGUGCGGGCGACUCGUCGAAACGCGGUGGGGAACGUGUGGUGGACGUCGCGGCUCCACUGGCGAUGCGCAGCGACCAGGGCAUAGUCAAAGUGGCCGCUUUCUCGCGCCAACGACUCGACAGAGUCCACUUCGGCCAGUUGCCAGAGCCCGCGGAGCUGCCGCCGCGUCGGGGUGCCGUAGUAUAAGUACUCGGAAACAUUGCCAUCGGCAGCGUAUUUCAUAUGCCAGCCGAGUUGGUGUGCCGACCACUGACCGGUGAUGAUACAGGUCUAAUGCACGAGAAAACAUGAUGUUGGG
Aphanomyces invadans is the source of this 3590-nucleotide messenger RNA. RefSeq lists its product as hypothetical. The transcript has 3 exons. Gene Ontology annotation, biological process: lipid metabolic process. Gene Ontology annotation, molecular function: metal ion binding. Lineage: Eukaryota; Oomycota; Saprolegniomycetes; Saprolegniales; Verrucalvaceae. The coding region runs from base 27 to 2765 and encodes 912 amino acids. The record is from RefSeq and is a predicted model, not a curated record.